Oppia nitens is the source of this 2767-nucleotide messenger RNA. RefSeq lists its product as uncharacterized. Gene Ontology annotation, biological process: proteolysis. Gene Ontology annotation, molecular function: serine-type endopeptidase activity. NCBI's taxonomy places the organism in Eukaryota, Metazoa, Arthropoda, Arachnida, Sarcoptiformes, Oppiidae. The record is from RefSeq and is a predicted model, not a curated record. The transcript has 7 exons. Bases 99 to 2687 code for a protein of 862 amino acids.
UACUUUAAAAAACACAUUCAAUAACUAUCAUACAGUUACUGUAAUAGUAUAAUCUUAUAGUUAACUUAUCCAUAAAAUAAUAGCAUACCUAAACAAUUAUGUUAAUUUUUGGCCAAUUAGUCCAAAUUGUUUUAUUAGUAUUAAUAUCAGUAAAUAUUUUGCUAAUCAAAACUAGUACUGAUCUCUGCGAUGAUACUACUAUUACUAAUCCGACUACUUCUACCCCUAUCCCUACUAAAACUAGUACUACUAGACCUAUGUUGGGAACACUAUCUAAUAUAACACAUGGUAUUAGUUUUCCCGUAUCAUUGAAAACCAACAGCACUGGUAACAAACGUUUUUGCGGCGGAUCUAUAAUAAGUCCCCAUUGGAUACUAACAGCAGCCAGUUGUGUAUAUAAUCGUACAGUUUCUAGUUUUUACAUUAAUAUUCUCGGAGAGCGCUAUCCGGUCAACCAAACCGUUAUACACGACCAAUACUCGGCCGCAACUCACGAAAACAAUAUAGCAUUGGUUAGGGUUGACGGAUAUAUUGUGGACAACGUAAUGAACGAAAUAAUAGCAAUUGCUGAUCAAACACCUGCUAACUGGUCACCAGCUUAUCUACACGGCUGGGACAGGAUUAUGAAAGCAUAUAACGCCCGGAUAAUCGAUUUGCAACAGUGCACUGGUAUGAUGUUGUCGUCGAUAUCGGUCAACAAUACCGACAACAACAACACAAAUGCAACAACAAAUACACCGAUCAUUAAUAGUAACAAAGUUUGUUUGGUAACCGCUAAGGGAGAGGGUGUUUGUAAUGAUGAUGUAGGUGGUGCAGUAACCAUAGAUGUACCAAACCAAAGAGUAAGUCGUCCAAGUGGUCGAUUAGAUUAUAGUACAGAAAAAAUACAAAUCGGUAUCAUAUCGGUGGACAUGGCCUGCGGUAUCGAUGGCCGACCCCAAGUUGUUACCAGUAUUUAUCCAUAUAUUCAAUGGAUUACUAAUAAAACAAAUAUUCAUGCGAUUAGCAAUACUAAUAAUAACAAUACUAAUACUAAUCGACCAGAAAUAUGUUCAACUAAUAUACCCAGAUAUAGGUCCAGUUCCGGAUAUCAGGUAUCAUUGAAAACUGAAUUUAAUAAACAUUUAUGUGGCGGUACUAUAAUCAGUCCCCAUUGGAUACUAACAGCAGCCAGUUGUGUAUAUAAUCGUCCAGUUUCUAGACUUUACGUUAGUGUUGGUAAACAAGAUGUUGUAUAUAAUGAAAGCUAUUACGGUGUCGACCAAAUCAUUAUCAACGACCAGUACUCGCCAGUGACUAAACAACAUAACAUAGCACUGGUACGGGUCGAGCCCUACAUAAGUGACUAUUCACACGUACGUAUAGUUCAAUUGGCCGAUCAACCAGUUAUCGAGGACGGGACGAAAGCCGAAAUGACUAAAAGGGAAAAUAAUUUGGAUCGUAUAUAUCAAGUCCGGACAUUUGGUUGGCAACAGUGUAAGUCUAUAAUGACUAACAAUACCAUCACCACAAACACAACAAUAACAACAACAAACAUAGAUAGUAGUAAUGUUUGUUUAGUGAAUUACGAUACGUAUAGGACCUGUGAUGGUGCUGAAGGAGGAUCAGUGACAAUAGAUAGACCACAACAACUACCCGGAUAUUGUGCUGAUAGUGAAGGAGAAAGUAAAGAACGACUACUAAUAGGUAUCCAAACCGAUGACCUGUACUGCAAGUCUGGUCGACCCGAAGUUAUGCUCAGUAUUAACCCAUAUCUACAAUGGAUUAAACAGAAAACCAAUAUAAGUGCUGUUAGUAGUAGUAGUAGUAGUAGUAGUACUAAUGAUAAUAAUAAUAAUAAUAAUAAUAAUAAUAAUAAAGACAUUCAGCCGGUAAAAAACAUAAGUGAUACUCAGAUUUGGUUUGAUCCCAACAAAACUAGUCAUUUCCCAUUUGGUUUGGGUUAUACGGCAUCGUUGAUAGACAACCAAUUGAAACAACACUUAUGUAGCGGUAGUAUCAUUGGUCAGAAUUGGAUACUAACGGCUGCCAGUUGUCUACAAAAUCGUACCGUUUCAAGUAUUUUUGUUGGUGUCGGUAGAAAUGAUUACAAAUUAAAUGAUAGCUACUAUGCUGUCGACAAAAUCAUUAUCAACGACAAAUACUCACCGGUGACUAAACAAAACAAUAUAGCACUGGUUAGGGUUGAGCCCUAUAUUCGUAACAGUGAUUUAGUUGGUAUAAUACGAAUGGCCGAUGAAAAGCAAUUAGUUAUCGAUGAGGGAUAUCCGGCCCAUAUAGGCGGUUGGGGAUCGAAAACUAUUUGGUGGUUUCUACAUACACUCAAUGUAAACAUUUUUGGUUGGCAACAGUGCAAGUCUAUGAUAGCAAACAAUACCAUUACUACCAACACAAACACAACAACAAUCAUCGACAGUAGUAAUGUUUGUGUGGUGGCCGACAAAGGAAAGGGUGCCUGUCAUGACGAUGAGGGCGGACCUGUUAUUAUGAAAGUAAUUGAGAAACCAAAAGAUGAACCCAAAGAUAACAGAUUGUUUGGCCCAUUGAUAGGCAGAAUAUAUCCCGAAUAUAAGGUAUUAAUGGGUGUCCUAUCUAGCGAUCUGUCCUGUGGUCAGUCCGGUCGACCCGAUAUUGUUACCAAUGUUGCCGCUCAUCGCCAAUGGAUUAAAGAGAAAACUGGAAUCUAAUUAAACUCUUUUUUAACUGAAUAAGUGUUUAAAUUAAAUAUUUUCAAAAUUUGAAAAAUUAAUAUUUUAUUUUAAUAAAU